GAAGCGGAGUCCACCCUGAACGCAUCCAAGCGUUAUGGCGAAGCACCUGAAGCGUAACCUUCCAUGAGGCGUGCCUAGCAGGGGCGCGCUUACCAAAACCUAAAAGUCGAAAUCCGUAAGCCCUCUCUCUAGAUCCUCCUUCUCUGCAGGCGGUUCAAUGACAAUGAGUUGAGAAGCAGUGGCAAUGCCGUUCAGGUCACCACUUGCAAUGAGUACCAGCGCGAGGUCCGUCUACCAGUGGAUCGCCGGCGAGCAGUUCGCUCGCGUUUUUACUGUCGACAAGGUGAAAUAUCCGUGAUUUUGGGUCUACCAGCAGGCUAUGCUCGAACACUGGAUAAACAUAUCCAAGUUAUUGGUGUCUGAAAAUCCAGUUCCAAAAGUGGGACCUGGAGGGAUCCGACUUUUUCACCUCAGGGAGGGACCUCUGGCUCCAAGAUUUUGGUCCCCAUUCUCUCUCUGCUUCUUGAUGUAGUAGGUCAUUGUGAAGGAAGGAUUGGUGGUACUUCUUCAUCUGCAAGUCACUCACGUCUACCUCAUUGUCUAUCAUUAUCAUCUGCACCCUUCUCCUGUUGACUUCUGUUGGUAUUCCUUUUGUUGGGGAUUUGAAGAAAGAUACACUGUCAAGGUCUGUCUCUCUCCUUGAGCUUCACCAUGCACCGAGUUUGUAGGACGCUCUUGAAGCUCAAGAAAAUUUGUCCACCACGGCAGUCACCUUCAUCUGACCUGAAUGAUUUCAAGAGGUGGGUUUCUCUUGGUCUGCCAAGAGGUUCAAGAUUUGCCACUGGCUUCACGCCUCUUCAAUUCAAGCCAUUGGACUCCAUCAUUGACACCCAGAGGGUCAGCCAGUACAGUGCUGAAGAGCUGGUCAAGAUAUGGGAUGAUUACCACUUGGGAAGAGGUCAUGUAAGUGCUUCUGUGGACCAAAAACUAUAUCAUUUACUGGACCAACGGGCUAUCACUUGUCAGCACUUUGUAAUUCCUUUACCAAGGGGGAGUGGCUAUACAACAAUAUUUAGCCAAGCUAAAAUGCCACACAUACUUUUCACUGGGCUUGAAGACUACAAGGCAAGAGGGACACAGGCUGCUCCUUAUUUUACUGUAACUUACUAUAAGGAAUUCGCAGAGACAAAAGGUGUGGUUCUUGUUCGCGGGGACAUUGUAUUCACUAGCAAGCUAAGUGACUCAGAAGCACGGUGGCUUUUGGAGACAACCCACUCUUUUUAUAUGAAUGAUACAAGGUACAAGUUAGUUGAACGCUUUAAUAGGGAAACCCGUGAUUUUGAAUUCGAAGAUGUGUUGAGCUCGCUUGGCAUAUCUGCUGGUUGAAGCUGCAAUUGCUCAUUAAUAUCCAAGUACCAUCUGGUUAGCUGAAAUUUUGAUGUGGAAUAAUAUUGUCAAUAAUUCUAGUGACUCACAGAUUUUAUAUUCUGGGAUUAUUCUGUUAUGGGCACAGGCUCUAAGAGCCAAAUUCUCCGGACUUUUCUAUAAGAGGAUUGCAGUUGGAUAAUCAAUCAACAGUUUGAUGGUUGCAUCAUCCACCAUGUUGUUCCAGGUUCGAGUAAGGCAAAAUUUGGGAGCUUUUGAACUUGGGACUUGGAGUUCUUUUAAGCUUUCUGUUGCAUAUGGUAUCUCCAUUCCGUUCUGUCAUUGUCAAUGGCUUAACAGAGACCGUAUCAGUUGGAAGAUUGUUGUCCACUGCUCAGCGUUUCUACCUCUGACAUGAUCUUCUGAAUAAGAAA
This is a messenger RNA of Nymphaea colorata (pocket water lily), 1739 nucleotides long. RefSeq lists its product as uncharacterized. The transcript is spliced from 7 exons. NCBI's taxonomy places the organism in Eukaryota, Viridiplantae, Streptophyta, Magnoliopsida, Nymphaeales, Nymphaeaceae. The record is from RefSeq and is a predicted model, not a curated record. Gene Ontology annotation, biological process: mitochondrial proton-transporting ATP synthase complex assembly. Gene Ontology annotation, cellular component: mitochondrion. Bases 652 to 1326 code for a protein of 224 amino acids.